Molecule: messenger RNA, 1118 nt
Organism: Aedes albopictus (Asian tiger mosquito)
Lineage: Eukaryota; Metazoa; Arthropoda; Insecta; Diptera; Culicidae
Gene: ORMDL
Product: ORM1-like protein
Exons: 3
Coding region: 186-644 (152 amino acids)
Biological process (GO): sphingolipid biosynthetic process; intracellular sphingolipid homeostasis; ceramide metabolic process
Cellular component (GO): endoplasmic reticulum membrane
Source: RefSeq, a predicted model, not a curated record
AAGCAAUAUAGCAUAUCGUACACUGGCAUAUCGUCCAUAUAGCAUCGUCACAAUCAAAACAAACCCCAGAGAAGAACAUCGUUCUAGAACGUUGACGUUGACGCAAAAAUCUCCGCAAAUUUAAGCGUUCCGAUUCAUUGGCAAAAUCUUAAGCUCAGAACUAGAAAAGUGUGAAAAGAUAAAAAAUGAUCGCCGGUGGACACGGUGAACCCAAUCCGAACUGCUCGUGGAUGGACUCCCGAGGGCUGUGGCUGGCCUACGUACUCGGUAUCAUCAUUUUCCACAUCGUUGUCCUGGCGGUGCCCUUUAUUGAUAUUCCCUACGCGUGGACCAUCACGAAUAUCACCCACAAUUUGGCACAUCUCUACUUCUUGCACUCGAUCAAGGGAGCACCCUGGAUGAGUAUUGGCACCGGCGAUUCGCGAAAGUAUACUCACUGGGAGCAGAUUAACCAUGGGGAACAAUUUACUGCUACCCGGAAGUUCCUGACGGCGGCGCCGAUAAUUUUGUUCCUACUGACAUGUAUGUACACCCGCAACGACGUGGACCAUUUCAUCGCGAACUUCAUCUCGCUGUUUGUGGUGUUGGUGCCGAAGUUGCCGCAGUUCCACGGAGUUCGAUUGUUCGGAAUCAACAAGUACUGAAGUCACAAGUGCGGUAAAGAAAAAAGAAGUGUCACAGUGAUAUAAACAUCUAUGUAGCUGAAAGCAUCAUCAUUACUCGUGAGAUAUGUAUAUCGGAGGUAACAAAUACUGGGAGUCGGAAAUGUAGUUUGAAGUUAUUCUACUGCGUAUAUGCAUCUUACAUACAAGCACUAUUCGUAACUUCACUAACAACUGAUUAGGCUAAUAUCUACAUACAGAAUGUUUCUCAGCAAACGGAUCUGCAGGCGGGAGUAUUGGGAUUGUUUUACGUGAAAUUGGAGGGUUCAACAUCUUUGGACGCGAUGGGUUUUGUGAGUGUGAUUUUAACAAUGAACCACUGAAUGAAACUGUUUGGUAAUGGCCUGAAAUAAGUGUUGGAUUGAACGUUUGAUAUAUUUAAAAGACUUAUAUCGGUGUACUAUUGGAUUGAGAUAUACUAUAUUCUUGUAAGGACAAAUAAAAAGUAAAUCAACA